AUUGGAUCAUUCAGAUGACUUCCUACAGUUUGCAGCCUGCUGAUUCCAUCCUUUAUUGCCCAAUCAUGCUAUGUUUCUUGGUUAGGGCGUGACCACCGGAUCCUGGGUCGGCGUAUCCAUUGGUAUCCUACAAAAUGAGAGGGGGAGCUGAGACCAUCCAUGAGGCUCCGUACUGGGCUAGAUCUGUGAGCAACCCAAGGCUCACUGCCCCCCUUAUGCAGGUCUACUGGGAAGGCCUAUUCACUCCCGCCGUCACCGAAGGCUUAGGCUUCUAAAAGCGACGGGAAACCCAGACCGAUGUCACUCAUAAUCAUGGUGUGAAUUAGCGGGCCCGAGCACUACAAGAAUAAUAGUCUAGUACAGCUGUCUUCAACCUAUUGUUCAUGAAAGGCCUUCCUCCAACUGCUCCACGAGUUCGAUACUAUGGCAGAAAUCUUCGGCGCUGCGGCAGCCGCGUUCGGCGUCCUGGAGCAAGUCUCCAAGUUCAGCAAAAGGAUUCUCUUCGCCAAAGACAGUUCGAAGGAUUUGCCUCCCAUUAUUGAGAGACACAUGCACAUCAUCAAUGACACGAUGGACAUGAUCAAGCUGAUUGAAGACGAGGAGCCCUUCAAGACUCGAGCCAUAAGAAACGUUCUUCGGAGGAUCCAGACCACUGGAACAGCCCUCACCCAGCAUCUCCAGGAGAUGUGUGUGGUGCUAGAGAAGGGUGGUGUCAGAAACUUCGUUCAUCAGCUUCGUGUCGGUACUAAAGAGGUGGAUCAGCUAGAGAAGCUGCUUCGUGAUUUGACAGAUGACAAGCAAGACCUCGGAACAAGUCUCGAGUACGUUCACGUUGGAUUAACCCACAAGGCCGGGCAGGCAGUCGCAGUCAACACGGCCGCGGUCCAGGAGCUGAACCAUCUCUUCAAAGCAGCCCUGGGAGACAAAUACGGCCUCAGAAUUGCAGCUAUUGUGCAAAACCGUCAAGCGAAUGGUGGGCUUCCUCUAAUCCCACUAUGUCAAUCAAGUCUCGUUGUACGACACUAGAUAACUGUAUUGCUGACCAUGAAUACACUACAGGAGAAGGACUGGUGUUCCUAGACGAGCACGACAUCACGGAGUUGUCCGGUCUGAAAGAGGAGGACCCCUCUACGAGCAACGACGACUCACCCAGGCCUCGUCGGAAGGAAAGAUACAUUGAGAGGAAUGAAGCCAUUAAGAAUUCCUUCAUGCUAAAUGUCCCAGUUGCCGAUGAGCCCGACACUUGGGCACACAUAGAUAUCAUCAGGAUUUCUGACAACAAAGCAACCGACGGAUCUACUAUGGUAAACUAUCCAAUAUCGUCGAAGCACCUCAUGGCUCUCAUCCAGCGGCCCUUGGGGAACUAGAGCCAUAGACCCAAGAAGGGCCUCAAGACUCACCAUAGUUUUCAGAAGGUGACCAAGAACGGGUGACUAGGGACUUUCUUUGAACUGGAUUGGUCUUCGAAGUUAAACCUCUGCUUCGGAAUUAAAAUCAACCAUGUUGAACAUGUUAGCUCUUCAUUAAAUGAUGAAGUAUGUCAACUUAUUCUGCAAGUAACGGUACUUCGGUACACAUUCAUAUUAAUCCCUAAAUCCUCACCGGUCCUCUGCAAAUCGCCUCUGAUUGUCAAGUGAUCGGCUUAUGCUCUUUUCAGUCUUCUCCAAACUAACAACAACAGCCUUGUAGAACCUUUCCCGUAGCUCCGAGUCGAGCAAGUCCUUUCCUCGGCUUGGAUACUUGAUACAGUAAUCCACCGCUCUUGGGAAAUGCGUUCCACCAAACACGCUCUUAAGACUCGUGCCGCACAGAUUGGUGACUUGUGCAUAGCUAGAGUGUCCUCUGUCUAUCUCCCCAGCGUCGUUUGUUCUUAGUCCAUGGACGAGCUUCCGAUGCGCAAGUUCAAGGAGUGUGAUUCCGAGCUGGUGGAGUAUCUCUCGACUGGGCGUUCCUCCCGAUGCUGACAGAUAUUGUUCGGAUCCGUUCCGACCCACAAGCUUCAGAGUAAAAUGAGGAUCCCAGACCCCGCCAUUGAUACUGUCUAGUAUCAUAAUAUUCUCGCUGCUAAAAGGUGUCUGCGGCCAAACCUUUGGUGUAAACCUGAGCAAUGCCUCGCAGAGUACGCGUGCCACAUGGAUCCUCAUGUGUUCGGCAGUGAGAUCCGGCAUUUGGACAUGACACCCUUCGCGUAUCCACUGCGAUAGAGGCACAGGAUCGAUGCGGGGUGGCAUUUCUGGAAAAUUCAACCGGUUCUGCCUGAGAGUAAGGUCGUCAAAGUCCGUCAUUGCCGGUAGGUCAGCAAGAUCCGCGGCCCAAUGGCCAAACCCCUGGCCGUAGUUACUUAAACAGAGGGCUGACGUUGAGCGCGAAUUGGAGUGCACUGUCUGCCUUUGUGGUGCCGACGACGGCUUUCGUUGUGUAGUUUGUCUUGUCGACCUACUGGUAGGGCGGGCCUUCCUUUUAGAAACGCCACGAUUGGGGCGUGAUCUUGGACUUCUAGACUCCCUAGUCCAAUGGUUUAGUUUUUUGAGGUCCUUUACGUCAAGAGGCAUCAAUGUAGAUGUUGCUCGAAACCAUAUGAGAUUUGUGCUGUUGUGACGGUGAGACGCAGCCUUGAACGCCAGAUGGAAGUCUAGAACUGGAGUUGUUUGUUUCAAGUCGUCAUUCACUCUGAGAUUAAAGUAUACUUGAUGCUCCUUAUGUACGUAGCAGACCUGGCAAAGCUGUUGGUAUAGGAGGCUUGUGGCCUUCUGACAAAUUUCAAACCUGGACAUCAUCUCUUUCUCGGCCUUUGUUAAUGGCUCCUGUUGACGUAACUGCUGAAUGUCCGAGAGCUGUGUGCACAAGUCCUGGAAUUGCAAGAAUGAUGGUUUUAUCCGUUGAAGAUGUUCCAGGAGACCUCCGUAACGAUUCGUGCGCCUUUCCCCUUGGGUUCCGCCCAUGGGGAAAUCAAGCGCCUUGAGAUUUCUAAUGAGCGAUUUCUAUAGAUAUCUGUGUUAGGAAAAUCAAUGCAACGAGAAAUGUGGUAUUAACUAUACUUACUUCUCGUUUAGUGGUCGUGAAUAAUUCUCGGAUGGCUCUGUCAAGGUCUUGGAGUUCCUUCGUCGCAUUAAAAAGGUUUUUGGAGACUUUUUCGAGCAUCCGUUGGACAUCAACAUGCUCCUCCAGCUCUAUUUCUAAUUCAUCAAUUUGUUUGAUGUUUUCGUGUUGUGCUCGACAGAUUACCAUCUGGCUCUGCAACUGAAACAAAAUUGGUCUGAUGUUCCGG
Messenger RNA from Fusarium verticillioides 7600, 3268 nucleotides. RefSeq lists its product as hypothetical. NCBI's taxonomy places the organism in Eukaryota, Fungi, Ascomycota, Sordariomycetes, Hypocreales, Nectriaceae. The record is from RefSeq and is a predicted model, not a curated record. Bases 424 to 1026 code for a protein of 200 amino acids. The transcript is spliced from 2 exons.